AUGACUUACACUAAAGAUAAAAUCAAAGAAAUUGAACAACUAUUAGAAAAUGAUGAACGCGUUAAAGUCGCUGGCGUUGAUGUUGAUGGAAUUCUUCGUGGCAAAAUUCUUACAAAAAAUAAAUUUUUGUCAACUUUAGAUGAUGGAUUUGGUUUUUGUAGUGUGAUUUUUGGUUGGGAUAUGCAUGAUCGAGCUUAUUCUGAAGAACUUUCUAUAUCAAAUUCAAAUAAUGGUUAUGGAGAUAUUUUGGCAAAGGUUGAUUUAUCAACUUUUCGUCGCAUACCAUGGGAAAACAAUAUCGCUUUUUUUCUACUGUCUUAUUAUGAUCCUGUGACAAAGAAACCACUUUAUGUUUGUCCACGUAGUUUACUAAAUAAAUUUAUCAAAGAAUAUGAGUAUUUAGAGGAUCCUAAUUCAUUAGCAAAAAAAAAUUAUGUCUCACCAACUCCAUUAACUCAAGGAAUGUUUGGUUAUUCAUUAUUACGCCCAACUUCAAAUCAAAGUUAUUUUUAUGAUAUAUUUGAUGAACUUAAAGCUUUUGGCGUAUCUUUAGAAGGAUUACACACAGAAACAGGGCCUGGUGUUUAUGAAGCAGCAAUUUCAUAUUCAACAGCUAUGAAUAUGGCAGAUUCAGCUACUCUUUUUAAAUCAGCAACAAAACAAAUUGGUAUCUUAAAAUAUGGAAUUAUGCCAUGUUUUAUGGCUAAACCAUAUGACAAUUUACCUGGUUGUUCAGGCCAUUUGCAUUUUUCACUUUUAAAUAUUGAAACAAGUAAAAAUGUUUUUGCUAAAAGUUUUGGUUCUAGUGACUGUGAACAAAAUCAGGAAAGCCAAGAAUUAAAAUGGCAAGAUGCCAAAGAAAUGAGUGAUGAAAUGAAAUAUUUUUUAGCAGGUGUAUUGAUUGGUCUACCAAUAGAAAAUUAUUGGGCACCGAUUAAUGUUUCAUGGGGUUUAGAAAAUAGAACAGCUGCAGUUAGAGUGAUCACCCCACCAAUUUCUUCACCAUCAUCUACACGCAUUGAAUUGAGAGUACCAGGAGCUGAUAUUAAUCCAUAUUUUGCAAUUGCUGCAACAUUGGCAUGUGGCUUGUAUGGAAUUAAAAAUAAGCUUCCAAUACCUAUUCCACCUGAAUCUGAUCUUUCAACCACUAAUAAAGUAGAUGGUAAAGCAGUAGAUGGUGAAAUAUUGAGAUCAAGAAAAUUGGCAAGAAGUUUAAAAGAGGCAACAGAUAAAAUGAUGGAAAAAAAUUCUAUUGCUAGAAAAGUUUUAGGUGAUGAGUUUGUGGAUCAUUUUGGUAAAACUAGAUUACAUGAAUGGAGAUUAUGGGAAAAUAGUGUUACUAAUUGGGAAACUAAAAGAUAUUUUGAACUUGUUUAA
This is a messenger RNA of Entrophospora sp. SA101, 1377 nucleotides long. The record is from the annotation of a GenBank genome assembly. Lineage: Eukaryota; Fungi; Glomeromycota; Glomeromycetes; Entrophosporales; Entrophosporaceae.